This is a messenger RNA of Myxocyprinus asiaticus (Chinese sucker), 5265 nucleotides long. Its product is annotated as activity-dependent neuroprotector homeobox protein 2-like. Bases 1982 to 4657 code for a protein of 891 amino acids. The transcript is spliced from 4 exons. The record is from RefSeq and is a predicted model, not a curated record. Gene Ontology annotation, cellular component: nucleus. Gene Ontology annotation, biological process: regulation of gene expression. NCBI's taxonomy places the organism in Eukaryota, Metazoa, Chordata, Actinopteri, Cypriniformes, Catostomidae.
UCUGUAGGUCCAUACAAUGCAAGUGAAUGGUGACCAGACCUUUCAAGCUCCAAACACCACAUAAAGGCAGCAUAAAAGUAAUCCAUAUGACUCCAGUGGUUAAAUCUAUGUCUUCAGAAGCGAUAUCAUAGGUAUGGGUGAGAAACAGGUCAAUAUUUAAGUCCUUUUUUUUUUUUUUUUACUAAUCUCUACUUUCACAUUCUGAAAGUGAACGUGGAGAUUUAUAGUAAAAAAGGAUUGAAAUAUUGAGCUGUUUCUCACCCAAAGUGAUUGCAUCUCUUCAUAAGACAUAUAUUACUGCAAUCGUAUUUAUUUUUUUAUUUUUUGCUGAUUUUGUGAUUUUUGGAGCUUGAAAGGUCUGGUCACCAUUCACUUGCAUUGAAAGGACCUACAGAGCUGAGAUAUUCUUCUAAAAAUCUUCAUUUGAAUUCAGCAGUAAAAAGAAAGUCAUACACAUCUGGGAUGGCAUAAGGGUAAGUAAAUGAUGAGAGAAUUUUCAUUUUUGGGUGAACUAUCCCUUUAAUACUACUGUAAACUAUUAAGACUGUACUGAUACUGUAAUCAUUUUAAAUAUACUGUAUAUUAGGUGAAAUGCACUUUGUUAUAUCUUCGGUAUCUAUGUAUAAAAAAAAGAAACCAUAUGAGAAACAACUUUGCUUGUCUGCUUCUUAAACAUUAUAGCUGAAAGAAUAAACAGGAACAUUUAUAAUCUGCAUUUAAUACACUGUUAAAUACAUUUUAAUACAGGAGUGUGGAGUUGACGUGUCUGAGUUUCUUAAUGUACAAAAUUUUGCCCUGAUUUUUCAACUACGGCUAAUGCUUCACUUCUGACUGUUUUGAAUAGACAUCAUUUCGAGUAACGCCAUAUUUGAUUUUUGAUGGGAAUGAAAACUAGGCCGUGAGGGAUAGGCUUACAAUCUGUUCAGUGGCAUGCAUUGUAUAAAGCAGUACAAAUAUCCAGAUCAGAUCUAAUUUUCACAACUUGUUUUUUUCUGGAGUUUUUGUCUACUGACAUAUUUUUGGAAAGAUGUUUUUUCAAUGUUUUGCCAGCUGAACGAUUAACACCAAUUUAUACAACAGCACAACCCAUUGAAGAGACUAAGUCUAUCCCUCACAGUCUCGUUUUCAUUCCCGCUACUUUGAAUAAGGUCCAUGCUCUGCUCAAAUGAUAUUAGGCAGUUAAUUUACUGUAAAUGUACUAAGUUAUGUCAAGUUUUCUUUAGGGGUGCAGAUGUGUGCUUUGCAUAGCCAGUAUGCUCUUAAACUGCACUUGAUGCUUUUGGAGCCUUUUCAGGAUGUUAAUGGUUUUAAAUAGUCACGUUUUAAAUUGCCCUGAAAGUGAAGAAUAGGCUUGCUGUGAUGACAUCUGCACUAAUGCAAGAGCCCACCUAAACCCACUAGAAACCCAUUGCACAAUAUAAUAAAGUAGGCAAGCAGCACAGCAAUUAUCUUGUCAAUUUAUAAGUCAGUUUAUCAGCAUGUCAGUGCAUCAAUCAACCCUGCCACUGGCUGUAAAAGCAUCCAUGAAAGUGAUGUGCCACAGGUGUGUCUCAACAUCAUCCACAGGUAAGGACCACAGCCAUGGUCUUGUGAUAAAUGCCAUAAUCCAAUAACCAUUACAUUGUUCAACUUUGCAAGAUCAGCCCACCCUGCUCCCAUUGGUGGAUCUGCAGUAUGCAAUAUGUAAAUUAGAAAACGUCACUUCCUGUCUUCCUGUGCGCCAUGUUUUUCAGUAGGAGUGGGAUGAUGUUUUACUGAGGGACAAUCAAAAGUGGGCAAAUCUUGUGCUUGGUUCAAAUUUCAACAGACGAUCACCAAUGCGAUAAGGAACGCGGAUUGAGCGCAACUCGGAUGCCUCAUACUCUGAAGUAGUCGAUUCCAUACUGCGCGCCUUCCAGUGACGCCGGAAGAAAACGGACGCACGCAGACAUCCAUCCACUCAAUCGGAAAUUCUGUGCCAGAACACUGAAGGACCAGCAAAAUGUAUCAGAUUCCAGUGAAGAACCUGGCAAAACUCAGACGACCGAGGAAACGCGUCAAAAGUAUUUUGUGUGACAUUGGGAUGCAGCAAUGUCAAGACCUAAUAGAGACAUACAAAGGCUUUGAUGCUGGUGAUGCAAGUUUUAACAACACAGAAUGGGAUGAUUUCACUGAUGGUCAUGUUGGCAAAUGGAAAAGAAAGUAUCCAUACCGGAGCCAGACACUGUGUUGUAGUCUAUGUUGGCACUCCAGCCGGUCAGUAGCCACAUUCAGAAGUCAUAUUCAUCGCUACCACAGGGAGAAGCUGGACCUGGCCAGUCUGUUAAUGUGCCCCUACUGCCCAUUUGUUAGCUCUCCAAAAGUCACAGAGCAACACAUUAGGUUUUUCCACAUCCUGUCUUCAAAAGCUAAGCCCACAUUUUUUCAAAACAUCACCAGCCACACUUUGGCCCAUGCACCAAAAACUGUGUCAGUUACUGUCUCUGCCGAUGCUGCCGAUGACAGAUAUAUCUGUGCAACCUGUGGGUAUCAUGACUCUUUAAUAUAUGUAAUGAAAAAACACGUCUUGGUAAACCACUAUGCUGCAUUGUUGGAUCGUUACUUUGGAUUUGGGUCAGAUAUUACACAGAAGGGUGAUGGUGAGCAAAAACGUGAUGGCACUGCUGCAAAAUAUCACUGCAAAGUGUGCAAACUGCCAGCAGAGACAAUCGAGCAUCUACUCUAUCAUAUUUUGAGUUCAGAGAAGCACAAGGACCUGCACUGGCAGAUAAUGCCUUCUAUCAUUGAAAAAGACUGUGCAAACCAAAUUGUUGGUCAACAGAAUCUGCUAAGCCUUGCACCAAAAGCAAUGCAGCAGGUCACGUUGCUUGCCAGACCAAACUAUAUGCAGCAGCAGACACAGCAAACAGAUGGAAACGGUGUCAACAAGUCUAAUGGUGCGGUACUUCUAGCUGGGCCGAGCAACGCUGCUUUGUUUUGCUCUCCUGGUUCAGGACAGAUGUUUCUGUCCCCACAAACACAAGCUUUACUUUCAGGCACAGCUGUUACUACGCAUCAGCAGUCCCCCACUGGGAUCCCCCAAGUCAUGCCUACCUCACCAGUAGUGAAGUCUAUUAAUAUGGUGGUGCCAAACAUGCCACAAAGUGCACCCAAAACAGUACCCAUUACCAUGACCGUGCCCAGGCUACCACAAGGUCAGCAACCACAGCAGGUUCUUUUUCCACCCGCUGUUCAGGUCAAUCUCCCUGGCGAAAUGGGUGUACGUCCACCCUUCCUUGUUACUCAAGGUCUUCAGCUGAAUCAAUCAGUUCCCAGAGCUCCUCUCUUAGCCUCACAGUCUGUGCGUCUCAUUCCCACAGGCAACAAAGUAAACGGUGUUCCGACCUACACUCUAGCACCUGUUCAAGUCACUAUGCCUGUCCAGGGCAGUCCUGCUCAAAUGGUUUUGACACAAAACACUCCUCAGAUCAACCAGCCUACAAAUACAGCAGUAGUGCCUGCUGGUCUUAUGCCUACAAUUCAGAGGGCAAUAAACAAAAAUAGUAUACCAAACGAGUUGGCUGUGCUUGCUCCAUUUUUGAAGAAACACGAUGAUCGCACUGUCAAGUGUCUGAGGUGCAAGAUUUUCCUGAGAGAGCAGGGGAUUUUUCAGCAUUUGUUGCAUGGCUUGAAGUGUCUGUUCUGCCCUCUGAUGUUCUACUCUUUCAAGCAAGUCAUGGAGCACACAAAUACAGAGCACAGUCUCAAAAUCAAGGAAAACCGCAAUUUCAUAAAAGAACAGUUUAAUCUCGACUGUGACAAUAAGGGCAACCUGAUGUUUACUACCUUUAAUCUAAACACAGAUGUGCCCAAGGAUCUCCUUGAAAACAGAGAGCUCAACCUUGCACUGGUCACCAGCUCUCAAGAUAAAAUAUACAUAAAAAUGUAUCCAGAUAAGGCAGAACACCCAACCACAAUGAAGGCAACAUCUACCAAAUGUCCAUUUUGUCCAGUCAAGUUUGAGACCUCUGAAGAAUACGAGCAGCAUCUUCACGCAAAACACCACAUCGUUCCCACCAUUCACGCAAUAUUGAAAACUCCUGCCUUCAAAUGCUUAUAUUGUUUUGGGGUGUAUUCUGAAAAAUCCACACCAAAAACAAUUUCCAUCCAUGUACAACGGUGUCGCUGUGCUCCCCAAGCAGUCAAGGAUGCAGAGAGGCAACUGAAUCCAGAUAUAUUAGGACACACUGAUGGUGAUGUCAAUAAUUCUGCUCUGGUGGGAAAUUCUUCAGAAGUUGCAAAGGAAUUUGUCAAGCCAAAGAAAGUGGUAAUUGCUGAGAAAAGCAGAAAAAAGGAUUCGAGAGUUUUAAAGGCAGAAGUCCCUCAGACUCCAGUCCAGCUGGUCUUGGAUCCAGCAGGGAUGGAGUUGACAUCUUUUGAGAGCAGAAAAGAAUUCCUUUCAAGGUACUUUCACCUCAAGCCAUACUUAACAAAAAAUGAAACUGAAAUGCUUGCUUCCCGUUUGUAUAUAAACAAAGGUGAUGUAAAGGCUCACUUUAAUUCCAAGAUCACCAAGUGCUUGAAAGCAAUUCAGAAGAAAAAGGUUCAUGUGCGUCUUGGGUUCAGAAUGAACGAUGUUAACAAGUUGAAACAUAAUCUCUUCUUUCCAGAGGUGGAGCCUGUAAAAAAAAUUGCAUAAAUGUGUUUACUAGAUGAAAUAUGUUUGUACACAGCAUGUUCAGACUAGGAUGUUUAUUUAAAAUGACUUGAUUUCCACAUUUACGAGAUGAUUUCCUCUUGGCAUUUGUCUGUUUGGAAAAAGGGGAAACUACAGAAAUGCAGAAAGUAAUUUGAUCACCAACCUUGAACUCUACACUCUACAUUUUUGUUGUAUAUAGUUCAUGUGACAACGAUGUUGAAAUGUUUUUGUACACAUCUAUACUGUAAGAAAAAAACACUCAGUUCUGCAUUUUAUAUUGAAGUGUUGAAGUCAUAUAUGUUUCUUUGCUUGGGACAUUUAAUAUAAAUUUGGGUAAAUCUGUAGUGAAAUCUGCAUCUUACGUUUUAUAUUAGGACUGUAAAGAAAGUGAAGGCUUGGUAAACUAUCACUACUAACUUGCAAACUUGUCAGCAUUGUAAUAGCCGUAUCACUGAGAGAGACACUUUAUAGUGUUUGUAUGUUCAUUCUUUCAUUCUUUACGCUGUAAUCAUUUCAGAGAUGUGAAAAAGAUAAGUGCCUCCGUGUCCUAGAAGGUUUGCAGUUGUAUUUGACCCUCGAAAUAAACGUUUUAUUUGCGAUUUAACACA